AUGUUUCAAGUUCAGAUUUUGACUCCAACAAAUUAUCCAGUGUGGGGAAUCAAAGUCAAGUUGAUUAUGGAUGCACACGAUAUAUGUGAUAUGGUUGAAUCAAGGGCGUUCUUUGGAAGAAUCUCUCGGAAUAUGAUUGAUCAGCAAAGGUAUGGAUUUCAAGACAAGAAGGGAAUAGACAAACAACACUGUGUGGACAUUAUGGCGGUGGAAAUUCAAAUCGGGUGGCUUUGGAUAUGGCUGGGGAGAGAUCGUGAAUCCGGGAAAAAUACUAGAUGGUCGGGUGUCCGAGUAAGGUCGAGAAUCACGGUGGUUGUUGCGUUGGUAAAACAGGUUGCUGGAACAAGGUACAACAAGAUUGUAUGUGGUUUGGUGAUGAUGAUAGCAGGUGGCUCUCGGUAUUCAAAUGUUGAACAUGGUGUUGCUUAA
Messenger RNA from Lactuca saligna, 429 nucleotides. Lineage: Eukaryota; Viridiplantae; Streptophyta; Magnoliopsida; Asterales; Asteraceae. The record is from the annotation of a GenBank genome assembly.